UAAAAGCAGUAGGCCAACUACGGCCGUCAUUCGGAACCUAGCCAGCUAGCGAGACGGGCGACUCAGACACGGUCGCGGGCGGCAAGAGGGGGUUCCGUUUUUGGCACGUUCCGGCUCCGCAAUUUCUCAAAUUAACCUGGAUUCUAGGAUCAACUGUCGAUAUCGACGUGCCACAAUAUGUGCAUGGAUCCAUCGCUGUCAAGUGCAGAAUCGUACUACCAUGCUGCUAUGUGUUUUUUGUAAACAUCUUGUCGAGUGCACUCAGCAUGCGGAGAGAGGAGAGUUGCCGCCUUUAUUCACCAAGAAAUAUGUCUCUGUUCUAACUGUUUUCGUUCACACGUUUAUAUGAUUUCCUGCUCGAUCAAAUACGACUGUUCAGUUGUUUUGCUCUUUACCAACUCACUGGAAACGGUCUGUCUCAAAAUGCACAGAAGACGACUUACGUUAAGAACAGAAACUUUGAUUAUGAAGAGUUAAAAGUGUGGUGAGUCAUCAAGGAAGUUUGGAAUCUCAAACACUAUUUUGCAUUCAUACUUUAAAAGGAAAGUUGAGUACCUUUGGCAAAAUGGAUUGCAUGGAUACAGCCUCGGAUAGUUUCUCCACCAAUUGUUCUUUGGAGAAUUGUACAGAAGAGGAGACUACGAAGUCGGUGACCCAAAUUCGAGAUUGGGUGGCGGGAAUUUUCCUUCUGAUCGUCUGCAUAACGGGUCUGAUUGGCAACAGCAUGGUCAUCUUUGUGGUGCUACGCUACGCCAAAAUGAAAACCGUCACCAAUUUGUACAUCUUGAAUCUGGCCAUAGCCGAUGACCUGUUUAUGAUCGCCCUUGUGUUUCUGUCUAUUGCUACCCUGGCUGGUAACAAUUGGAUAUUCGGCCCCGUUCUGUGCCAUGUGGUCUUCGCAAUUGACGGUCUCAACCAGUUUACCAGCGUGUUUUGCCUGACCGCCAUGAGCAUGGAUCGCUACGUUGCCGUAUGCCACGCUCGAAGGGUCCGCGGGUAUCGGACUCUUCGCCUGGCAAUCUGCGUGAACUUCGGCGUAUGGUUCCUAGCCCUUGCCGCUGCCAGCCCGAUGAAUAUAGUGACACGGUACACCGUUUACAACGGUACACCACUGUGUUAUUUCAAUUUCGAGUCUGUAUUCGGUAAAGACGCCGUCGUCAUAACUCAGAAACUGUUCAUGAUUUACACGACUUUGAUGGGACUUGUUAUUCCUUUAGUCAUCAUUUCCGUGUGCUAUUCGAGCAUUGUGGUGCGCCUCAAGAAAUUAGGAACCCGCACGGGAAAGAUGAAGAAAUCACGAAAGGUAAACCGUCUAGUGUUUUUCGUAGUGCUCGCCUUCUUCAUGUGUUGGUGGCCGUUUUAUGUAUGGCGAACUAUAGUGGUGUUUGUACCGUGCCUUGGGCAACAGUGGUUUAAUGGCCUCGUACUUGACUUUACGAUGUGUUUGGGUUACCUUAACAGCUGUGCAAAUCCACUCCUCUACGGAUUCCUUAGCGGGAACUUCAAAAAGAGUUUCCGUAAAGUGUGGAACUGUACACAGGAAACGGAGAUACAAAACGGUCAACGCCGUGCCCCGGCCCAUCCUAUGUAAUGUUUGAUCACAAUCGAUUUAUGUUACGGAAAAAGUUGACUUGUCUUGAUAAUAUAUCUCGCCAAGACAUCUUAUUUUGUGGAAUAAGUCGAGUUGGCAUGAUACUGAAUCUCACCAAGACGACCCAUUUAAUUAUAAGAAUUCGACUUGUCUAAAGAGUUAAUUCGCCUAAACGUCAUCUAAGAAGCCGACUCUGCCGUCGAUUUCACCAAACAAUUUCUAACUUAAAGCCAUUGGACCCUUUCG
Molecule: messenger RNA, 1837 nt
Organism: Asterias rubens (European starfish)
Lineage: Eukaryota; Metazoa; Echinodermata; Asteroidea; Forcipulatida; Asteriidae
Product: somatostatin receptor type 2-like
Exons: 1
Coding region: 566-1591 (341 amino acids)
Biological process (GO): neuropeptide signaling pathway
Cellular component (GO): neuron projection; membrane
Molecular function (GO): G protein-coupled opioid receptor activity; neuropeptide binding
Source: RefSeq, a predicted model, not a curated record